AUGAAUGCAAUUAAUAUGAACUGGUUAGCUUCGGCGGAAGGGGAAUCUUUGGUCCAUCACUUCUACGUGAACUCUUCUAAGAAAAGGCGAUUCUAUGGCAUCCUGGAGAAACCAUCGUUGCCUUCCUCCAUCGAGGAGGUCACUUAUAAAAUUUUUAUGAUAGGCAGAUCUGGUGUAGGGAAGACCUCGGUGGUAGCAAGACUCGCAGGCACUCCAGAGUCCAGUAAUUACACAGAGACCAAUGGCAUAAGGAAAACCAAUGUCUUCUGGCCCGUAAAGAUCUGGGACAAAGUUAUCCUCUUCAAGCUGCAAUUUUGGGACACCUCGGAGAGCAGUAUAAAAAGAUACAAUCACAUUCUACCGGCAUGCAAGGACAAAGUCGAUGCCCUGUGCUCUGUAUUUUCCUUUGACGACACGUCGAGUUUCAACGACAUCCCGUACUUGAUGAAUACAAUGACCACCGUAAAAGAGAAACCAGCGAAUAUACUGAUCGGCACAAAAUUUAAACCUUGGUCGAAUUCCGUGAUAGACGACAUGCAAAUCAAAGACUUCGAGGACAAGUGGAAAGUCAAGGUAAUCAAGAUUGACGCCAGCAAGUCGUCGACAAGAUCGGAGGUGUUCGAUUGCUCCUACCAGCUGAACGCUAUCUGCAACAUCUUGUGGAACAGAGACAAGGAAUUCAUAUCCAAGAUGAUGGGAUAAGUUCAGUAAUAGAUCACAGGCUAAUUAAUAUUUUUUUAUAUUGUUUUAUAUAAAAUAAAAAUACAUAAAAAAAAUUG
Molecule: messenger RNA, 779 nt
Organism: Ooceraea biroi (clonal raider ant)
Lineage: Eukaryota; Metazoa; Arthropoda; Insecta; Hymenoptera; Formicidae
Product: ciliogenesis and planar polarity effector 2
Molecular function (GO): GTPase activity; GTP binding
Source: RefSeq, a predicted model, not a curated record